Salarias fasciatus (jewelled blenny) is the source of this 1583-nucleotide messenger RNA. RefSeq names its product centrosomal protein 41 (gene cep41). The coding region runs from base 17 to 1087 and encodes 356 amino acids. The transcript is spliced from 11 exons. Gene Ontology annotation, biological process: cilium assembly. The record is from RefSeq and is a predicted model, not a curated record. Gene Ontology annotation, cellular component: ciliary basal body. Lineage: Eukaryota; Metazoa; Chordata; Actinopteri; Blenniiformes; Blenniidae.
UGUAGGUUUGAAAAAGAUGUCGGUGAGUCGAGGCAUCGGUAGCUCUGAGUUCUUAAACAAAAGGUUGAAGAAGAACGCGAGAUAUGAGCACGUCAAAAGCAAACUGGACACAGGAUGCAGCCUUUCCAAGUAUAACGAAAGACUGGAGGAGCUUAGAAAAAAUUACAGGUACAGAAAAGAUGAAAUCUUCAAGCGGCUGGACGUAACGACAUUUGCCCAGCUGAUACUCCAGGUGGCCUCGGUGUCGGGCCUGAGUGAGGGCGAGGGCGAGGGCGACAGCGGGUCGCAUGGCGGAGAAGACGGUGUGUCACUCGGGUCCAGUGCAGAGCUGGAGUGUGUGUCCGAGGUCGCCAACGGCUCCACGCACACGUCGCCAUCUUCGGACCGGGAGGACGGGGGAACGGCCAGGAGCAGCUCCACUGCCAGGUCCACGCUGCUCAGCGUCAUCACCGGAGUGAGCGAGCUCAGCCUGAACGCGGCGCCCCGGAGGCUGGAGGAGCCGGGCCCGGCCGAGCGGCCCUACCCCGACUGCCCCUACCUGCUGCUGGACGUGAGGGACCGCGAGCAGUACGACUGCUGCCACGUCAUCGGCGCGCACAGCUUCCCCAUCGCCAUGCUGUCCAGAACCGUCAACCCCUACUCCAAGGAAGUGCUGGAAUACAAAAACGCCAGCGGGAAGAUCAUCAUCCUGUACGACGAGGACGAGAGGAUCGCCAGCCAGGCGGCCACCGCCAUGUGCGAGCGGGGAUUCGAGAAUCUGUUCAUGCUGUGUGGAGGCCUUAAAGUCAUCGCCCAGAAGUUUCCCGGUGGGAUGACGACGGGCUCCAUUCCCGCCUCCUGUCGCUCCUCUUCCACGAGGACGAAGCGCCGCCCGGCGCCGCAGCAGCAGCCGCCGCCGCCGCCGCAGGCCGCAGACCAAAGGUGGAGGUUCACGGUGGACGAGCUGAGCAGGAUCCAGGAGCAGCUGGAGGAGAUCCUCCUCCCCAGAGGCUCCAGCAAGAUGUCGUGUCGAUCGGCGGGCUCCAGCCUGAGGAGUUCACGGAGCAGCGUGUCUGAAGGCUCACAGAGCAGGAGGCCCUGGAAAUGAGCCAGCAGGCCCCCACGUCACCUUUUACUCGCCGUGUCUUGGUUGUUGUCAUUAAAAUCUACGUUUGAUGAUUUGCACAGGGCCUCAUCCUUGAGCCUCGCCUGGACUCUCUUCUGCUGAGACCGUGUAGAAACGUUACGAAGUCUGAAUCUAUUUUUUAACGUUCUCAAAGGCGUGCUGUAUUUUUGUAAAAUCAAUCAUAGCUUCACAAAGGUCCAUCAAUGUUUCAGUCCUUGAAGUUUGAUGUGUGUGUGCGAGUGUGUGUGUGUGUGUGUGUCGAAUGUGACAGAAGUGGCAUUUGAUCGGACUCUGCCAGUAUUGCUGACUUGUGGCCUUUAGCGUUGGCGUGCUGGUGACUGGUUUUGGUGCAUGCUGUUUGGAUCUCGCCUCUCGUGAAGUGCUGGCUUCUUCCUGUUUUUAACUACAUGAACUCCACUUGUAAAAUGUUUUCAGCAUCUGUCUUAAUGAAGUUAUUACGUUUGUAAAUGAAUGUGAA